Molecule: messenger RNA, 1890 nt
Organism: Guillardia theta CCMP2712
Lineage: Eukaryota; Cryptophyceae; Pyrenomonadales; Geminigeraceae
Exons: 3
Coding region: 1-1890 (629 amino acids)
Biological process (GO): RNA processing
Cellular component (GO): nucleus
Molecular function (GO): RNA binding
Source: RefSeq, a predicted model, not a curated record
AUGAAGGAUGAUGAGAAACCAGAGCUGCCGUGGGGGCUGGAUAGCUCAAAGCUCGCCAAAGGAUCCAAAGAUUCCAUCACCCAAGACAAAAUAAAGGGAUUCCAAAUCGGCAAUCAAACCAAGUCCCGUUUCCAAAAGCACAAGGAAGAGCAAGAGGCAAGGAAGAGGCAGGAAGAAGAGGAAGCCGCCAAGGUCUUCGAAGAUUUCGUCGCCUCUUUCGAGACUGAUGGAGCGGCAAAGCCCAAGGGCUUCGUUAGAGGUGAGGUGGUUCAGAAAGGGUCGAACCCGCUGGGUGGGAAUGCGGGCAUGCAAGUCAGACCGGGAGAGGUUUACAGCAUGGAACCACUCCGGCAUCAAAGGUGCAAGAGGAGGAGGAGGAGGAGGAGGAGGAGGAGGAGGAGGAGGAGUGAUAGUUCGCAGGCGCAGAAGACUGAGGAACUGAUCGCCUCGCACUUCCGGGACAAGGACAUGCCGCAGGGUUCGUUUGAUGAUGGAGAUGAAAACACAACGAACCUAUACGUUGGCAACCUUCAUCCUCAGAUCUCUGAGGAGAUGCUGAUGAAGGAGUUUGGGAAGUACGGGCCCAUUGCGUCUGUCAAGAUCAUGUGGCCUCGGACGGACGAGGAGAAAUCGAGACAGCGAAACUGUGGCUUUGUGAACAUGAUGGACAGAAAGAGUGCAGAGGCAGCCAAAGACAGUCUGAACGGGAAGGAGUUCUUCGGUCUGGAGAUGAAGAUAGGAUGGGGGAAGGCAAUGUCAAAGGGAGCUGUCCCCUGCUACGCGAUGAAGCCUGGCGAGAAGGAGGAGCCGGUCAUGUUCAGGAGGACGGGAGAGGUUACGGUGAGAUUCCCAAAGUCGAACGAAGUGCGGCAGAUGAUCGACAAGAUGGCGGAGUACGUGGUGAGGGAGGGCCACGAGUUUGAGAAGGCGAUCCUGAACCGAGAGAGAGAAAACCCGCUCUUUGAGUUCUUGUGGGACUUGGACUCUCGGAACGGGGUCUACUACAAGUGGAAAGUCUUCUCGCUCGCUCAAGGCGACUCGCUGACUGAGUGGCGCCGGAUGCCCUUCCAGAUGUUUCUCGGAGGAGUGGUGUGGACGCCUCCUGGGGACCUUGAGUCUGCUCCUGCUCCCCUGGAGAGGAAGAAAUCUCGCAGCCGGUCGAGGUCUCCUGGCCAUGGCAACAGCGGGGCUGCUCUGACAGACAGUGAGGUGGAGGAGCUCCAGUCGAUGCUUCGGAACAUGUCGGCAGAGCGAGAGCAGAUCGGAGACGCCAUGUACUGGUCGAUCCGUCGAGCUGAGGCAGCUCAGGAUAUCGUCGACAUCAUCACUCAGUCGCUGACCAUCCUCAAGACGCCGAUUCCCACCAAGAUCGCUCGCCUCUUCCUCGUCUCGGACAUCCUCCACAACAGCUCAGCCGCCGUCAAGAAAGCUUCCUUGUUCCGCACCUGCUUCGAGAAGGCGAUGCCGCACAUCUUCGAGGCUCUCGGAGAGAAGCUCAGGUCACCCGACGUUGGCAGGAUGACGGCAGAGGCGAUGAAGGAGAAGGUGUCGCGUGUGCUGCGGGUGUGGGAGGUCUGGUGCAUCUACCCCAACGAGAUGAUCCAGGAGCUGGAGGAUACCUUCCUCGGCAACCCCUCCGCCAAGGGUCCAGCUAAGAACGCGGCCGAGAGCCUCAGCAAAGUAGAAGCGGAUAAGGCGAUCGACGGGGAGCCAUUGGACGGAGAGCCGUUGGACGGAGAGCCGUUGGACGGAGAGCCAUUGGACGGAGAGCCAUUGGACGGAGAGCCGUUGGACGGGGAGCCGUUGGACGGGGAGCCGUUGGACGGAGAGCCAUUGGACGGAGAGCCGUUGGACGGAGAGCCUCUAGAUGGGGAGCCCAUGGACGAGUAA